Messenger RNA from Acaulospora colombiana, 2574 nucleotides. The record is from the annotation of a GenBank genome assembly. Lineage: Eukaryota; Fungi; Glomeromycota; Glomeromycetes; Diversisporales; Acaulosporaceae.
AUGCCAAAGAGACCCACAAAGAAACGUACGCGUCUGACCGACGACAUAGAUACGCGAUUGACUUCACAUAUACAACAAAUCAGGAAGGAGGACAAAGACGGAGAUAUAACAUCUUCAGCAGUAUUCGAGUACGUUCAAAAUGUGGAUUUUAGAUUUAAGCGAAUGAAAAAGCUGCAGUUGGAAAAAAGCAUUGAUCGAGUAUUAAAAACAUUAAAGAAUCAAAAGAUUGAUGACCAACACGAAGAUUCUUCGAUUGCUGGUGAUGGUGAGUCAAGAAAAACGAAGUUGGGAAGUCACGAAUCGGAGGUCGAAAAUGUCGAAUCUUCGGAUAUAGCUUCUGAAAAUGAUGAUUCAGUGGCAAUGGAAUUCGAAGGAUUGGAGCCGAAUCAAUUGAUGGAAGUUAAGGAUACGAAUUUCAUGAAUAACUCUAUAACAAAAAUAUGGUCACAGUAUCGUCCGCUGCCGACAGAAUCGUCCAAGUCAACCCCUUCAACCACAACAAACUCCACCACCAUUACAACACCAAAUACCUCUAAUGUUGAGAUGCGUGAGAAGAUCGAUCUCGCUCUCAAAACAAAAGGAGUGACGACCAAAUCCGGAUCAAGGAAAUCGAAAGAGGUCACGGAUGUUCAUAACACGACAGCAUUACCGACUGCGAGAUUAUCCGACCUUGGAGGAGUCGAUUCGUGUAUUGAAGAAGUUUUAGAAUUAAUUGCCAUGCCCUUGUCCCAUCCAGAGAUCUAUUUACACACAGGUGUCCAACCACCAAGGGGAAUUCUGCUUCAUGGUCCCCCCGGAUGUGGGAAAACACUUCUAGCAAACGCCAUCGCCGGGGAAUUGAGAAUACAAUUCAUUAGCAUCUCGGCGCCGUCAAUAGUGUCUGGAAUGUCUGGAGAGUCGGAGAAGAAGAUCAGGGAGAUUUUCGAUGAAGCAAAAGUAUGUGUCGGAUAUAUCAGAUAUUGGUUUGUUUCAGUGGAACACGUGAAUGAGAAAGCUCCUUGCCUCAUAUUUAUCGACGAGAUAGAUGCUAUCACCCCAAAGAGGGAAACUGCUCAACGCGAGAUGGAAAGAAGAAUUGUCGCUCAACUUCUGACGUGCAUGGAUGGCAUUGCAGACUUAUCCUGGGAAAAAACGGACAAUCGGCCUAUACUGAUAAUUGGGGCGACGAAUAGGCCCGACUCUCUAGAUCCGGCACUUCGUCGCGCUGGAAGGUUUGAUAGAGAAAUUAGCAUGGGAGUUCCGGACGAGCAAGCAAGAGAAAAAAUUUUAAAAGUCAUUGCCUCAAGGCUAAAACUCUCCGGCGACUUUAAUUAUAAAACUCUUGCGAAGUUAACUCCUGGCUAUGUUGGUGCCGAUUUGAACGCGCUGACAACGGCGGCUGGUGUUUUAGCUGUUAAGCGGAUAUUUACACAGUUGGGUGAAGCCAGUAGUUUUACAAAGGUUGAUGGCGAGGAUUCAUCGGGAAUGAGUGUCGAUGAGAGAUCAUCACACGCAAAUACAUUACGCGAUUCGUUCACUCCAUUUGAAAAUCAAUCACCUACCGAUCAAAUGCGUUCAAUAUCCAACUUUCUUAAAAAUCAUCCGGAACCGCUCACCAGUGAAGAGCUUGAACCCUUGAGCAUCACCAACGAGGAUUUUCUACAAGCCCUCUCGAAGGUACAACCUUCUUCCAAGCGUGAAGGAUUUGCUACCGUGCCCGAUGUCACUUGGACGGACAUCGGCGCAUUAAAAUUUGUGAGAGAUGAGUUGAGGAUGGCAAUCGUGGAACCAAUCAAACAUCCGGAGUUCUUUAGGAGGGUCGGUAUAGUCGCGCCAUCGGGGGUUUUGUUGUGGGGACCUCCCGGAUGCGGUAAAACACUCUUGGCCAAAGCAGUUGCUAAUGAAAGUCAUACAAAUUUCAUUUCGGUCAAGGGACCAGAGUUGUUGAAUAAGUAUGUGGGUGAAAGUGAACGCGGUGUUAGGCAAGUAUUCGCUAGAGCAAGGGCAUCUUCGCCAUGCAUUAUAUUUUUUGACGAACUCGAUGCAUUGUGUGCACGGCGGGACGACUCUCAGUCUGAAGCUUCUGCACGGGUCGUUAAUACACUUUUGACCGAAUUAGAUGGUUUGGAGAGCCGAAAACAAGUUUAUGUCAUGGCUGCUACUAAUAGGCCAGAUAUCAUUGACCCAGCGGUGAUGCGUCCUGGUCGAUUGGACAAACUCUUGUUUGUAGAAUUGCCUACGGCAUCGGAGCGAAUUGAAAUUUUAAAGACUUUAACCAAGCUGACACCAUUGGGUGAUGACGUGUCAUUAGAAAAUAUUGCAUUGGAUCCGAGGUGCACCGAUUUCAGCGGAGCAGAUUUGGCUUCUCUUGUUCGCGAGGCCGCGGUGGCCGCGUUACGAGCUACCCUAUAUUCCGAGAAUCAAGAACUUUCGGAGCAAGAUAUUUACGUGAAUUCUAAGCAUUUUGAAAUGGCAUUUGAUAAGGUGACAUCAAGUGUGUCUAAAGCGGAUAAACGAAAAUACGAUUUAUUAAGAGCUAGGUUUGGAUGCGCGACAGGAAAUAAAGUUGCUGGGCAUGUUGCCGAAGGGGCGUGA